AUGCGGCGCGCCUACCGGCUGGAGGACUUCCUGUGGACGGGGUCCGGCGACGGCGCGCUGCCCCCACAGGGGCCCGGCGCCUCCGCCGCCCACGCACCCGCCACGACCACCGUGUUCCGCACCACCACCGUGCUCACCACCGUCUUCCCCACCAGCACGCCCACGCUUGUGGUCGUCGUCGUUACCAGCUCGCCAGUAGUUAGCCCGCCCGACCCCGGCUGGACGGCGGAGCAGCGCUACUGGCUGCUCACCGUGGUCAAGCAGCCCCCUGGCCGGCCGCCGCCCACGCUGCGGGAGCUCGAGGCGCGCCUCGCUCGCCUCUACCGCAUCGCCUUCGACAGGCAGCAGGAGCGGCACCUGGGCCUGGUGAACGCGUCGGCGGCGGCGCCGGCGGGACGGCUGCGGCGGGCGCCGGCCGGGCCGGUGUCGGUGCGGCUGCUGGAGGCGGCGCCGCUGGCCGGCGACGACGCGCCGCUGCGCCUCGUGUACGCCGUCAGCGUGGGCGGCCGGCCCGUGCCCGCCGUCGCCGCCGCCUACGACAUGCGGCUGCUCUCCGACGCCGAGGUGUCCGCCGAGCUGGGCAUGCCCGUGCUCACCAAGGCAGAGCGUGAGUCCGCGCCUCGGCCACAUCCCGCUGCCGCCGCUACUGUCCGCAGCCUGGCUUCUGCACUCACACACCGCGCCGCCCACGCUUCUCACGACGCUACGAGGAAAAUGCUCGACGCGCAGGCGCCCGGUGCUGGCGGCGCAGACAACAGGGCCUUCGUGGACUCGGAGGGCGCGCAGCGCACGGAGGAGCGCGCUGAGGAGAGCGGCCGCCGACGCCCUUCGCCGCGCCUGCCCGGGGUGGCGCCGCCCCCGGGUCCUCCGCCCCCAGUGGCCGCCUCUGUCCGCGAGGAGCAGACGCAGACUCCGCGGCGGCCCGCCAGUGGCUCCAGCGGCUCCAGCAGCGGCGCCUGCUCCUCUGCCAGGGCCUCGCUAGUCCGGCGCCGCGCCCAGCCGGCGCACCACCACCGGAAGCACCGCCAUCACCACGACCAGCACCACCGCCGGCGGCAGGCGCAGGAGCAGCAGCAGCAGGCGGUAGAAGGAGCUGCGAAGAAGCGGCCACGCCCCGCCGCAACGAGUGUGGAGGAGCCGGAGGCGGAGGACAUGGCGGACAAUGGGGCUCACCCAGUGGGCGACGACGCGGCCGCAGACGUGCCGGAGGACCUGCCGGCGCAGCUCGUCCGGAUCUCCAGCGCUGUCAGCCCCAACUCCUUCCUCUCCAUGCCGUCCAUUAAGGCUUUCCCCAGGGGUGCCAACAUCCCGGAGCCUCUGGCGCGCGUUCUGGAGCCGGUGAGUGUGCGCCACCUGGACUGCGAUGCAAUGGGCGGCGUCGCCCCAGGGGCGGCUAGGCGCCUGGCCCGCCACGGCAGCACCGGCGGUGGCGACCCUGGCGUCGUGGGGCCGCUCGUCUGGCAGCUGCACUGCCGCCAGCUGCAGCAGCAACAGCAGCAGCAGCACGGGGGCACAGAAGAAAAUACAGAUACAGAAGAAAUUCCUGAAGAAAUAACACAGCCAGAGACAACAGGUUCAAAUGUAGGUCAUAUGAGGCGUCGUUUCCAUGAGCUGUUGGAUGAUGCUUUUAGCCUCUUUGGAAGUCGCAGUGAAAGUCCUGGACUGGAAGAUGGAACCAGCAGCCCUCCUAUGUUGCACAGAGUCCAUUCAGCAAUUGUCAGGCCAGUGGGUGGGCCACCGGGUGUAUCUGCGCAGCGGCCACACACCACGGAGCUUCGACGACCUGCAACAGCAUCUACACCUCUAACUGCAGCAGCCAGGCCACGUGGAGCUUGGGGAACAGUGGAACACUCUCCACUCUCAAGUGCAGGUCGUUCAAGGCCAUUAAGUGCUGGUCCUUUCCACCGUCCACGUUUACCAACUGCUCCAGAGGUGGACUGUGCUCUAGUACUCUGUGAUUCUCGGCUUGCACCCUCUGAUCCUGCUGUACCUCUCAUUGCUGCCAUAAAGGAGGAGCUGCAGAAGUUUUCUGACAGUGCACAGCCACCUGUUACUCUUCCUGGAAGCACUUCAUCUAAAACGUAACCCAAGGAUCCUAGUACAGGAUACAUAGUCAAAGAGCAAAGAAUUUCAUGGUUGUAUUUCUCCAUGAGCCUGUUGCUACAGCUGAAAUUAUGUUACAUUUGUUGGACAUAUGAACUAACAUAAUUUAAAUACCACUUGAUGGGAAUGACAUAUGCUAGCCAAAUACAGAGACAUGGAUUUCUUACAUGAACUCAGUUGACCCAUCUAAAAUAAUUUUACAGCAUGAAUAUUGCAGAGUAAAGUGAGAAGAUGGUAUGUUUAUAAAUAUGGUAUAUAACUGAAGCACACUUAUUAAUUUCAUCCCACAUAUCAGAUUUGAUAGGUAAACUUGAAAGGCCUUACAAUUUAAACACCCUCAGAUGCUGCAGUAAUGCAGGCAGUUGCCAAAUGUAAACAGAUAAAUCUUGUAUAUUGUUCUGACUUACAUUAGUUAGUUUCCAUGUAGCUAGUACAUUAUUAUCAUGUCUCUUCAAAUGUUUAGUAAUGUUGAUGAUCUUGCUUUCAUAGACAAAGAGGCAUAUUAGGUUUUUAAGGUACAGUUGGUAUGGAACUGUUGUUCAAGAUAUGGUAUAAAAUAUGGACCAAAAGUAAAUUAUGACAAAAUAAAGGAUAAGGUGCAAAAAUUAUUUUAUAUGAUUCCAUAAAUGUCCUUUUUUUCACUUUUUGCCAUAGACCCCCCUCACACUUCUUACUUAAUAACCCCGGUUCACAGGAUUCACAAGUAAAGGAAUAUGCUUUAUUUCACAUAUUUUUACAAUUCUUCAGAAUUUACAAAUAAUGUAAGUAAUGGAAAGUAAUUUUUGUUAGACAAGUUAACAGUUAGUGCACUGUUACAUUUAGAGUCAGCCAAGCAACAGAGGACAAGAUUUUUUUGUAUGUUUCAGCAGAAAUACAAGACUGUGUCUUGCCAUGAAGCAAAACAAUUGCACCAAACUUUCAGACAUGCUAUCUGUUGUACU
This is a messenger RNA of Schistocerca serialis cubense, 3044 nucleotides long. RefSeq lists its product as uncharacterized. The transcript is spliced from 9 exons. The record is from RefSeq and is a predicted model, not a curated record. NCBI's taxonomy places the organism in Eukaryota, Metazoa, Arthropoda, Insecta, Orthoptera, Acrididae. Bases 1 to 2085 code for a protein of 694 amino acids.